UAUUUUCACCGAAAGAUCACUGAAUUCAUUCUGGACGCGGAAUGUUUCAGCAUGCCUCCGGCCUGAUGAUCUCUCCCUUUAUCUGCUUGCUGGUGAUCGAUAUAAAAUUGCAGUGGAAACAAGGCCGCGCACUACAUAGGCAGCGUUGUUUCGCGUUCCCCGGAGGGAUCUGAUUGCAAACGAAUGCGGCGGGGUUACGGUCUCCCUUCAUAGACGAUUAAUCCAGUUUACUCGCAGACGUUACCUCGGCAUGGGGUUCUUGUAAGCCGAGAAUCCGCACAAACGUCCCUCCCGCGCUUAAAUAUAUUCAAUUACGAGACUCGAACCUCUGCGCCUCCUCAUCGUCUUCCUGUCUUUGCGUCUCUCUUUCUCUUCCUUUAUUCCUCUCUAAUGUUUCCCACUUUCAUUCAUUUACUUCGUGCAGCCGCUUUCUCGCCAACUGCCAAAGUCCCGACUUUCCGUUUCCGUUUCGGCCCCUCUCAAGAACACGGUUUUACGCGCUGCUGAUCUCUUCGACAAAUUCUUCGGCAGUCGGCGAGUUUGUCUCACUAAAAUAUGCGCUGUCUUAUUAUCGGACUUUUCGCUGUACGAAUGGCAUCAGAAUAUGUCAAGUGUCUUUACUAGUCUUAUCAAUUAGAUCUUACUUUAAGGUUGCAACUGAUAACUGUGAUGUAACACAUGUAACAUUUUCCUUAUAGCAUGGAUGAUACUUUAAACUUUUAGCACAUCUAGAUAAAUAAAUAAUUUUUAAUAAGGUUCGUGGAUAUCAUAAUAUCGAGUACAUUUCUUAUAUUUUGCAUCGUGUUAAUACGUUAAAUGGAAUUAAAAAGGAAUUUUAAAAAAUGUGUAAUGUUCCACACAUGAAUACACGCUAAGCUCUGAGUAGCUUUAUGAAAGAUGUAUAUAUUUGAUAUCGCUUUCGACAGAAUCUUCAAUUUUAAUAAUAUGAAUAUUAUCGUAAUAAUUUGAAAGGCAAUAGGAAUUGAAGCUGUUGAAAAUGCGGAAAGUCGAGACGUUGCGGUUUCGCGAGACAGAUAUUUCCCGAUAUUUUUUAUCAUCAUGCCACAAGGGUUGAAUGACAGAGCAAACACAGAGCAGAGCAUAGGUAUAGUUAGAGUGAGCGAGAAAGAGCAAGAUAGAGAAAAAUAGAGGGAACAAAUGAUAGAGAGAGAUUGAGGGAGAAAGGGUCACGGAACCGGGGAGAGGGUGCGGAACGAGAGAGGAAAAGAGAGUUAAGCCUGCAGGCUACAGACAGAGGCACCAGAGUAUAGUAGCGAGCGACGGCAGCAGCAGCAGCAGCAACAGCAGCAGCAGCAGCAGCAGCAGUAGCAGCAGCAGCAGCAGCAGUAGCAGCAGUGCGGCGCAAAGCGAAAGCAGGAGGGAGACAGGCAUCUCGCCCUUCUUUUGUCCCUCGGCUUCGGCCCGAUAUUGAAAUGGAGUCGUUUGAGUGUGAAUAAUUUGCUUUGCCCGGGCCCACCCCUCCACCGCCGCCGUCAUGCCGUCCCUCUCCUUUGCCGCUUUCGGCCCGGCGCGACUACCACCGCGAUCGGCCCCCGUGUACCCUCGUUCCCCCCCAUCGCGACCCUCGUCAACCCCUCAGCAGACGGCACCGCCGCGUUAUUUCGCCGGCGAGACCGGUGCGUUUCGCGAUUUCCGAUCGUGGUCGCGAAUCGACCUUCCGCUAAUCUUCAGAGUUCUGCCAAGACGCGUUUCUCUGCGUUGCGGUCGGCCAACAUCUCCGACCUGACCCCGAUCAGAAAUCUCUUCUCGUAUGAACGACGCGACACUUCGAUUCGAAGGCACGUACGCGCGUAUGUCCUGAGGUAUCCCGAGGUAUGGAUCAUUAUAAAUUCCGUGGUGAAUUGCCGCGCACACUCAAUCGAGUGCGACCCUGAUGCAUCGGGUAUGACGAUUUCGUUCCUCAUUUCUCGGAUGCUGAUCAGAUUGGGUACACCGGUGAAUUGAUUAACGCCAACGAGUCAUCGUCACGCAGCGCACCGGCGAAAUCCGCGCGACUGGAAUGGAUGACACGUACGACACGCAUGCCGUGCAUAACGAGCGGAGUUAAAAUUACAUCGACGUAAUCGUCGCACAUAACACGGCCUUGCUCCGACCCGUGAAAUAUGUUAACCAACCGAUCAUCGGUUACGGACGAUAGAGAAGAUCGAUGAUGGAUUAGACGAGUCAAAGACGCCUCUCUCAAAAUUCAAAUCGUCAUGAAGAGAAACAAGAGCAUUCCUACGCGAGAUGCCCGUUAACGGAUGUUUUUUCGGCGACCACACGAUAUUCUCUUUGUGAAUUUCAAUGAGUUUACUUGUAUAGAAAUGUUUCAAGGCAUUAACAUAAAUAGUAAGGAAUUCUUCGAUCUUACUUCUCUUUGCUUCAGUUAUGAAGAGUAAUUUUUCCAAAACAAGUGUUAUACAAUUUAAUUUUAUACACACACAUUUUGAUGUUAAAUAUUAAAAAAGAAUCCAUAAAACUGUGACAUAAACAUAUCGCGCAAAAUGCCUUUGUAUUUGUUUCGCCGUAAGCCGCCGUGGAAAUGGCGGGUCUCGUAUACAGCGAGCGCGAGCACGCGUUCAGCUCUUUUUAAAUUUAAUCGUCGGUAUAGGACAGAAGUGCGAUUUCUUCCGCUUUGUGUGGCCGGAACAAACGCAAUGUGCGAAAAGACACGAAAGGCAGAGCUCGCAGUUGAGGAAGCCGAAGAGGAGAGUCGAACUGUACAUCGCCAGGCAUGCCGACGAGCAUUGAAGAGCGCCGCUUUUGUUGAAAAGACGCCCGCACGCCGACAAAGCGAAGGUGAACGCGCGCGCGAGAGCGACCGGAUGAUGAGCCAACAAUGAUCGAGGAUUCAUCGGUCUUUUAGGAGGCCAAUGUCACCCGUCGGUUGGCGAACGCGCCACUACCCCGAGCGCGCAUUCUCCUUAGGCAUGCAGAACGCAUACGGGACACCUUGUAUAUAAUCUACUGGCAGCAGCCAUCGGAAAUCAGUCAGCUCCUCAAACAGAACCAGUCAACCACCAUCGUCCAACGAUGAAGGUACUCGUCAGCGUCGUUCUUUUGGCUGCCGUGGUCCUCGCUGAACCGCCGAGGUAUCGCCAGCAAUAUCAGCAACAGAAACAGUAUUACUACGCUCAGCAGCAGGAGGAGGCUGCGCCUUACCCCGCAUCCGGUUGGAGACCAGCGGGACGCGCUUUUAAUCUCCCUCAGAGACAAUCUAAACAGCAAUACGAAACGCCGGAUGCUCCUCAGCAACAAUAUGGAGCGCCAGAUGCUCCUCAGCAACAAUAUGGAGCGCCGGAUGUACCUCAGCAGCAAUAUGGGGUACUGAAUGCUCCUCGGCAGCAAUAUGGGGCACCGAAUGCUCCUCGGCAGCAAUUCGGGGCACCAAACGCGCCUCGGCAACAAUUCGGGGCACCAAACGCGCCUCGGCAACAAUUCGGGGUACCGAAUGCGCCUCAGCAGCAAUACGAGGCACCGAAUACGCCUCAGCAGCAAUAUGGGGCACCAAACGCGCCUCGGCAACAAUUCGGGGUACCGAAUGCGCCUCAACAGCAAUAUGGGGCACCCACGGAUCCCCAGCGCGAAUAUGGAAUACCGGAAGAGCCCACGACCGAAGUUCCUAAUAGCACUGAAGAAGAAGAAGAAAUAUCUACCGUCCAAGGCAUCACCGACUCCGAGUCUGAGCCCGUGAACGCUGCGAACGAGUUCGAAGACGAGGAUACGGACGAGAAGCAACCCCAGCAAACCGGGGAGUACUACGUCGCCCUUCCUGACGGUCGUCUGCAACGCGUACGAUAUAUUAGCCGCCAGAACGUCGAGGCCAUGAAGUAUUUCGCCAAAAUCCGUGCCGAAAACGUGGAGCCGCUUCGUGGACCGAUCUACGCGUACGCACCCCUGCAAAAGCUGCAGAUCGUGCCGACCGGCUUACAAGUGUCCGUUACUCCGGUCGCCCCGGUCGCCGCGGUCGGAUCUGCGGACGCCAAGCCGCAGAAAUUCGAGAUCGAGCCUGUGGCAGCGCAGGUGCAGUAUCAGUACGACAACCCCUCGAGCGUGGUGCCCCUGACCAACCCCCUCAGCACCUCCUAUGCCACCUACACGGCAAAUUACCAAGCACCAAGCGAAUCCAGAUACCUCCUCACCUUCCAGUGAACGGCCGAAAUUAACGACAUUGGCGACAACCCUUGUAAAUUCUACUGUACAUGUUGCGUAAACUAUACUAAGUGUACUCACAAUUAGGCUAAGCUGACGACGUAAUAAAGCUGAUGGUAACGAAA
Molecule: messenger RNA, 4277 nt
Organism: Ooceraea biroi (clonal raider ant)
Lineage: Eukaryota; Metazoa; Arthropoda; Insecta; Hymenoptera; Formicidae
Product: involucrin
Source: RefSeq, a predicted model, not a curated record